GGUAGGGGGCGGGCCCCGGGGGCCUGCGGUGUUUACUGUGCGUGAGGGAAAGUGGCCGUUGAGGGGAGAGGCGCCACUCCCCUUGGCGGGGCCGCCUGCCUCGGGCGCCGUCACCGCCAUGGGGCUCCGCAGGAAAAACAGGAGCCCGGCGGUGCUGAGCCAUGAGUUCGUCAUCCAGAACCACGCGGACGCCGUGUCCUGCCUGGCGAUGGGCCUCCUGCUGGGGCUGAUGUUCGAGGUCACAGCCAAGUACGUCAUCAUCUUUAUCACUGUGCAGUACAAUGUCACCUAUGCCACUGAUGACAAGAGUGAACAUGUUCAUUUUUAUGACUAUGGUCCAAAAGACAUUGCCACUAUCUUCUUCUACAUGCUCAUAGCUAUUAUUCUGCAUGCUGUAAUCCAGGAAUACAUAUUAGAUAAAAUUAAUAGACGUCUGCAUUUGUCGAAAACAAAGCACAGCAAAUUCAAUGAAUCCGGACAGCUAGCAUUUUUCUACUUGUUUUCAUUUACAUGGGGAGCAAGUAUUUUGACUGCAGAAGAAUUCAUGAUGAACCCAACCUCACUGUGGAAAAAUUAUCCCCAUUCUCGUAUGCUUUUUCAGGUAAAAUUCUUCUAUAUUUGCCAGAUAGCCUAUUGGCUUCAUGCACUGCCAGAGCUAUACUUUCAAAAGACCCGAAAGGAAGAUGUUCCAAGGCAGCUAUGUUAUAUUUGCCUUUACAUUGCUCAUAUCUCUGGUGCCUAUAUAUUAAAUUUGCAGCAUUUGGGGCUAAUUCUGAUGGUACCUCACUAUUUAGUGGAACUCAUUUUUCAUGCCUCCCGUCUUUUCUACUUCAGUGAUGAAAACAAGCAAAAAGGAUUUACCAUUUGGGCUUUACUUUUUGUAAUGGCACGUCUUUUGACCCUAACUUUAUCUGUCCUCACGUUUGGAUUUGGUCUGGCAAGAAUAGAGAAUCCAGGUUUUUCCAUAGCAGACGGAAACUUCAAUGUACUCACUGUGAGGAUUAGCUGCCUGACUGCCAUUUGUCUAACACAAGCCUGGAUGAUGUGGAAAUUUAUAAACUUUCAGCUGAAGAAAUGGAGAGAACAUAUUCAGAACCAGAUUCCUAAGAAAAAAAUAACUAACACAAAGAGCAAACCAACAAAGAAGGAACCAAACAGAGCUAACUUUGUCAAUGGAGCAGCAAAAUUAGAAGAUGGAGCAUCACCAAGAAUAAGAAAAUCAAAACCAGUAUAAGCUAAUACUAGAGGGCAACAUUUGACAGAAGACUGUGACUUUAAAAAAUUGAUCCUGCAAAACUAUUAUUUGGAUGUCUUAUUAUAUAAAUGGACACUAUCAGGUUAUAUUUAAAACAUUUUUGUUAUUAACUCACACUUAUGACAACAGAUCAUCUUUAAUCUAGGUUAACCCAACAGCCUUCUUCAAAUUUCACUUAGCUUUGACAAGGAAAGCAGAUAAACGAGUUUGAAUUACUGGCUCUAUGACUAGAAUGCGGUCAGAAAUGAUCACAUUUCUAUAAUAUUUGCAUUAGAGACACUUCAGGAUUCUAUCUAAAUCUAAACGAUCUGUUCGUUCACUUGUUUUUGCAAAACCUAAAUUCUGCACUAAAAAGAUCUUACAGUGUCUGGUUUUUAUUGUUUGGGUCCCCCCCCAAGACUCUUCUCUAGUUCAUUCAUGUUACUUGGAGUAAGAGGUAUGUCUGAAAUCUAUCUAGCAUGGUAAAAAAGCAAAAAUGUUCCAUACCUGAUUUCUUUCUAAAGAUUACAGGUUUAGAGAGAGAGCAAGAUACCAAGAGCUAAUUCUGACAAGACAUCACUAAUCUUUUAGCAUAAAGGUGACUGUAAUAUUUAGUAAAGAUGCAGAUUAUGUACUUUGCCAUAUCUGCUAGAUUGCCUUUUGGAGUUAGUGGUGGAUGAUAGUCUUGUAUGGAGGGGGAGGAAGCCAAUUAAUACCUGUAGUUUAAUCUUGGCCCUGUUUGGGGGAAACAGGACUUCCUUGUAUUUCCAAAGAGCCAGUAUAGCAUGCUUGCAGUCACAUGUUCCAGAAUUUUUUUUCCUCAUCUGUUUGUUUUCUUUCUUUUGAUAUAUAUUGGCACAUCUUAAAAGUCUGGAGUCUACUACUACUUUAGGAAGGUGCUCAAAUAAUAUUGUAAUGAAUGUUUCACCAAGCAUCAUUUCAAGACUUUUUUUUCUUCUUAACCUGUAGAUAAUCACUUAUUUUGGUCUGUGACUCAAGGUUUUAUCUCUGUGAAGGCAUUAACUUGGUCCUUACAUGAACACUAUUUUUGGGUAUUAUUUUAAUAUUAAUAUGCUUAUAUUAAAAGUGCUUGUUUGACUAUAAAAAGAUUAAUGGUAUUUUUGUAAGUAACUCUUAGAUCUGAGGCUGGUAUCUCAAUGUUGUUUACCUUUCAUGAACUCACUUUCUUAUUUGCUGUAACUCUUUCCCUGUGCAAAUAGACUGUAGGAAUAUUGCAUUAAUUCACAUAAGCCUUUACAUUUCUACUGAAAAUGUUUUCCACGUAACUAGAAUACAUUUGUUAAUAUUUUUAAUAAAGUUGUAAAAAUGAA
Messenger RNA from Dromaius novaehollandiae (emu), 2565 nucleotides. RefSeq names its product translocating chain-associated membrane protein 1-like 1. The record is from RefSeq and is a predicted model, not a curated record. Gene Ontology annotation, cellular component: endoplasmic reticulum membrane. Gene Ontology annotation, molecular function: sphingosine N-acyltransferase activity. The transcript has 11 exons. The coding region runs from base 119 to 1234 and encodes 371 amino acids. Lineage: Eukaryota; Metazoa; Chordata; Aves; Casuariiformes; Dromaiidae. Gene Ontology annotation, biological process: protein insertion into ER membrane; ceramide biosynthetic process; SRP-dependent cotranslational protein targeting to membrane, translocation.